Messenger RNA from Talpa occidentalis (Iberian mole), 1032 nucleotides. RefSeq names its product olfactory receptor 14A2-like. Gene Ontology annotation, cellular component: membrane. The transcript has 2 exons. The coding region runs from base 1 to 1032 and encodes 343 amino acids. Lineage: Eukaryota; Metazoa; Chordata; Mammalia; Eulipotyphla; Talpidae. Gene Ontology annotation, biological process: G protein-coupled receptor signaling pathway. Gene Ontology annotation, molecular function: G protein-coupled receptor activity; olfactory receptor activity. The record is from RefSeq and is a predicted model, not a curated record.
AUGACAGACGGCCGCUCUCUCUGCCCCUCCAGCCGCGCGCAGGCCCGGCGCCAGCAGGACCUGGGACCCGAGUCUGCAGGAGGAGCGAGCGAGGCCAUGGCCAACCUCUCGGCGGGGGCCGGCUUCAUCCUGCUGCAGCUGUCGGGCUCCCCGCGCCUGCAGCUGCUGCACGGCUGCCUCUUCCUGCUCCUGUACCUGCUGGCGCUCGCGGGCAACCUCCUGGUGGCCGCCCUGGUGUCCCUGGACGCGCGCCUGCACUCGCCCAUGUACCUCCUCCUGAGGCAGCUGUCCCUGCUGGACGCCGGGCUGGUCUCCGUCACGGUGCCCAAGUCCGCGCUGGGCGCGCUGGCCCACAGCGCCGCCAUCUCGCGGCCGGGCUGCGCGCUGCAGGUGCUGCUGGUCAUCCACUUCGCGGGGGCGGAGCUGCUGCUGCUCACGGCCAUGGCCUACGACCGCUACGCCGCCAUCUGCCGCCCGCUGCACUACGAGGGCGCCAUGAGCCGCGCCGUGUGCGCGCGCAUGGCCGCCGCGUCCUGGGCGCUGGGCGGCGUCUUCGGGGGCCUGUACGCGGGCGGGACCUUCUCCUUGUCCUUCUGCGGCCCGCGGACGCUGCCUCAGCUCUUCUGCGACGUCCCGUCCUUGCUGAGGAUCGCCUGUCCGCAGAGCCACGUCACCAUCGACGCCAGCGUGGCCGCCGGGGUGCUGUACGCCCUCUUCUGCCUCGUGUCCGUCGGGCUCUCCUACGCGCACAUCCUCAAGACUGUGCUGAGGGUCCCCUCGCUGCAGGGACGCGCAAAGGCCUUCUCCACCUGCGUCCCCCACCUGGCGGUGGUCACCACCUUCAUCGCCACCGGCACCGCGGCCUACCUGAAGCCCGUGCCCGAGCGCCCCUCGCCGCUGGACGUCCUGGUGUCCAUGUCCUACUCCGUGCUGCCCCCCACGCUGAACCCCGCCAUCUACAGCCUGAGGAACCGGGAAAUCAAGGCGGCCGUGGGAAGGCUGCUGCGGCGCCUCUGCCAUGACCCACGCUAG